AACAACACACACACACACACACACACACACCGAGCUGAACUGAACUGACUUAACACAGUUCUGCAUUUAUUUCCACACACACGUGUAAGUCAGGGGAUUCGAACCCAGCUCAGUACGCGAUGGCAGCAGCUGAAGCUCGUAGUGUGAUUAUAUACGGAGGGAAGGGAGCUCUGGGUUCUACAUGCGUCCAGUACUUCAGAUCCAGACACUGGUGGGUCGCCUGCAUCGACAUGAACGCCAACGAAGAGGCGGACGCCAACGUCUCCGUCCAGACGACCGACUCCUUCAACGAGCAAGCCGACAAGGUCACGGCCGACGUGGGCGCCCUGCUGGGAGAACGCAAGGUGGACGCCAUCCUGUGCGUGGCCGGAGGCUGGGCGGGAGGAAGUGCCAAGGCUAAAGCCAUGUACAAGAACUCGGAUCUGAUGUGGAAGCAGAGCGUGUGGACGUCCGCCAUCUCCGGUCACCUGGCAACCAAGCACCUCAAGGAAGGGGGGCUGCUGACGCUAACGGGCGCCAGCGCGGCGCUCGGACCCACCCCGGGAAUGGUCGGCUACGGGAUGGCGAAGGCGGCGGUUCACCAGCUGUGUCGGAGUCUGGGCGGGGACAAGAGCGGCCUCCCCGCCGGGGCAUCCGCCGUCGCCGUUCUGCCAGUCACCCUGGACACACCAAUGAACAGACAGUUCAUGCCGGACGCCGACGUCUCCUCCUGGACGCCGCUGGACUUCGUAGCCGAGUUGUUCUACAAGUGGGCGACGGGAGAGGGGCGACCUCCCUCAGGCACGCUGAUGCAGCUCAUCACCACCGACGGCAGGACGGACGCCACGCCUGUGUGACCGAGUGUGUGUGAUGGAGAAUCUACCUUAUAAAGGCUUUAUCCAUGUGUGUGUGUGUGUGUUAAAAUAAUCAAAUAUGAGUUAUGAGCUAAUGCUAUGAGCUAGUGCUAUGAGCUAGUGAGUGGAAUGGAUCGAACCCAGGUCCUGAGGAUACAUUUUGGUGUGUUACUCACACACUUAAUCACAGAAAAUCCGAUUUGAGUGAAAAUCUAAUAAAAUGUUAUAAAAUUUA
Trichomycterus rosablanca is the source of this 1068-nucleotide messenger RNA. RefSeq names its product quinoid dihydropteridine reductase b, tandem duplicate 1 (gene qdprb.1). Gene Ontology annotation, cellular component: cytoplasm. Gene Ontology annotation, biological process: tetrahydrobiopterin biosynthetic process; L-phenylalanine catabolic process. Lineage: Eukaryota; Metazoa; Chordata; Actinopteri; Siluriformes; Trichomycteridae. The record is from RefSeq and is a predicted model, not a curated record. The coding region runs from base 120 to 836 and encodes 238 amino acids. The transcript has 7 exons. Gene Ontology annotation, molecular function: 6,7-dihydropteridine reductase activity; NADPH binding; NADH binding.